AUGACGCCUCGUUAUAACAGUAGCAUCGUUAGAUACACCGGUAACAUGAAUGCGAACGGUGUUAAGAAAAUGAGAUCCAUUGAGCAGGCGUUCUAUGAUAGGAUCCAUCAACGGACGCCGGCGGGCCGUUUGGUGGAUUUUUUGCGCAAGUCGCAGGGUUUCCAGGUUCAUAUGGACGACUUCGUCAAUGAGCUGCAAAUCGUCGAGUCGAGGAACCCGUUCUAUGCCAAGACCGUCGUCAAGGCCUUGGUAGACAACUUCGAUAUAUUCGACGAGGAGGACUCCGGAGUCGGGAUCACAGUGCUGCCCGCCAACGACGUGUGGCUCUCCGAAUGGCUCUACGAGAAAUACGUUGCCCUGCUGGGCGUCGCCCAGCCGGCACCUACGACCAAAGAUGUGAUACAGUAUCCCAUCGCACAGGAUGUAAAAGUCAAGAUCGAGGAGAAGCCGUAUCUCAUCAGCGCAUCGGGCACCACCGGCUUCAGAACGUGGGAGGCUGCAUUAUAUCUGGCUGUCUACCUGACUUCGCAGGAAUUCAACUUCAUCGCUGAAAAAUCCCGAGUUCUAGAACUGGGCGCCGGCACGGGUCUCGUGAGCGCAGCACUUUGCCUGAAAUAUCCGGAUCGGCUCGAUAAAGUCUACGUCACGGAUGGCGACUCGCAGCUUACGACGCAGCUCGCUCGCAAUUUUCAAUUGAACGAAAUCGAUACCUCCAAAGUGGACUUCCGACGGUUAUGGUGGAACGAGGACGCGAUACCGGACGACAUCGAUCUAGUCGUCGCAGCUGACGUUACAUACGAUUCCACGGUCAUCCCAGACCUAUGCCAAUGCAUUCGGGAAUGUUUGUCAUACAGAACGUGCAAGGCGUGCCUGGUGUCCGCUACAGUGAGAAAUGAAGAGACAACUGCUGCAUUCGAAAACUGUCUCGCGUCCCUAGGACUCGAUUGCCGCGUCGUGUCGGAUAUUCAAUCGGGUGAUGACUCAGUGCUGGACUCACUGAUGUCCAGACCGUUGCUGUCGGCCAUCAGGAUUUAUCAAAUACAGCAACGCAAUUAA
This is a messenger RNA of Torulaspora globosa, 1056 nucleotides long. RefSeq names its product protein-lysine N-methyltransferase (gene EFM3). NCBI's taxonomy places the organism in Eukaryota, Fungi, Ascomycota, Saccharomycetes, Saccharomycetales, Saccharomycetaceae. Bases 1 to 1056 code for a protein of 351 amino acids. The record is from RefSeq and is a predicted model, not a curated record. The transcript has a single exon.